Messenger RNA from Pyricularia pennisetigena, 2787 nucleotides. RefSeq lists its product as uncharacterized. Gene Ontology annotation, molecular function: ABC-type transporter activity; ATP binding; ATP hydrolysis activity. The transcript has 8 exons. Gene Ontology annotation, cellular component: membrane. The record is from RefSeq and is a predicted model, not a curated record. Bases 1 to 2787 code for a protein of 928 amino acids. Gene Ontology annotation, biological process: transmembrane transport. Lineage: Eukaryota; Fungi; Ascomycota; Sordariomycetes; Magnaporthales; Pyriculariaceae.
AUGGAAAGUAAAAGUUUUCAAAACGAAUUUCCCCUGGGCGGCGCCGUGUCGGACAAAUUUAAAGUCGCACGCGCGGGUCAGAAAUCGAGUUUGCAAAAACCAGGUUUUCCAUACACGCUGUCGGUCGUGGGCCAACUGAGCCUGAACCUCUGGAGGGUUUGGAAACUGUUGCUCAGCGAUCCAGGUAUAACCAUCACCAUAUUGCUUACAAACUUCUUCGAAUCCAUCGUUAUUUUUAGCAUCUUUUACAACCUAUUCCCGGGCUCCUCCAGCAUGGAUAAGCGCAGUUUGCUCGAGGUCCUUACCCUGUACGAAAAGCGCAAAAUUGUCGAAAAGCACCGCCGAUACGCCCUGUACCACCCCAGCGUCGAAACCAUGGCCUCCAUGAUUAUGGAUCUGCCUUAUAAGUUUGUCAAUUCUGUUUGUGUUAACGUCACGCUUUAUUUUAUGACCAACCUCCACCGGGAACCUGGUCCGUUUUUUGUGUUGUUUUUUAUUCGCGACCAUGGCCAUCGGUGUGAUGUCUUCAAUGUUUCGAUUGCUCGCGUCCGUUACCAAGACUUUGUCGUAGGCGCUGGCACCCGCCGCAGUCAUAUUAUUCGCAGUCCUGGUGAAAACCUUUCCCUGAACGAGUUUGUCGGCCGACGCUUCACCUGCGACGUAUUCGUACCAAACGGCCCCUCGUAUGGCGGCCGAGGGUCCUUUUCCACGAGCAGAGUUUGCAGCGCUCGCGGAUCCGCCCCUGGGGAGUUUUCCAUCGAGGGGGCUGAACAUUUGCGCGUUAUUUAUGGAUUCAUCGACGGCCAUAUAUGGCGGAAUUUGGGCAUCGUCCUGGCAUUUACCAUCUUAUAUACGCUUGGUCAGCUCGUGGCCACGGAGUUCAUCAUGUCCGAGCAGUCAAAGGGAGAGAUCCUCAUCUUUCCGCGAGAUGUUCUCAAGAAGAAGGAGGCCAGGCCAGCAGCCGCCGCCGAUGAAGAAACCGCACCCGAAGGCACGGCAUCGCACGUCAUUAAUGGUUCGUCCCCUCGGAUACAAAAGGUCGACGGGAUCGCCAAGCAGAAGUCGACCUUCCACUGGAAAAACAUUUGCUACGAACUUGAUAUCAAAGGCGUGAGCCGGACGAUCCUCGACCACAGAAAGACCGGGUACGCCACGCAGCAAGACCUGCACCUAGGCACGGCCACAGUCCGCGAAACACUCGAGUUUAGCGCCCUGCUCCGGCAACCGGACAAGUAUUCGAAACAGGAGAAGUUCGACUACGUCAACGAGGUUAUCGAACUCGUCGAUCUUCAGGACUGUGCCAAUGCCGUGAUUGGCGUGUUGGGCGAAGGCCUCAACGUCCAACAGCGGAAACGCCUAACUAUAGGGAUCGAGCUCGCUGCACGGCCGGAGCUGCUCUUGUUUUUGGACGAGCCCACAUCUGGACUCGAUAGCCAAACCUCUUGGGCAAUCUGCAAUUUAAUGGAAAAGCUCACCAACAACGGCCAGGCUAUCCUGUGUACGAUCCAUCAACCUUCGGCAUAUCUGUUCCAACGUUUCGACCGCCUCCUACUGCUGGCAAGGGGCGGCCGCACCGUUUACUUUGGCGAGGUCGGCCGCAACUCUGCGGUCCUGAUCGAUUAUCUCGAGCGCAACGGAGCGGCCCCAUUCAAGGACGGCCUCAACCCGGCCGAAUACAUGCUCGACGUCAUUGGCGCGACGGCCAGGUCCAUAUCCAAAGACGUGCAGGACUGGCCCACCAUCUGGAGGAACAGCCCCGAGUACCAACAAGCUCAAGCAGAGCUCGUGCGGGGCAUCGGCGCGGCCGCAGGAGAAGGCAAUCCAGACGGGUCCGCCGUCGCCGAGAAGACGCCCGAGUUCGCCGCGGGCUUGGGCACUCAGAUCUUGCUGGUGACCAGGCGCGUCUUGCAGCAGUACUGGAGGACGCCGGAAUACAUCGUUUCCAAGGCCGUAAUGACGGCCGGAUGCGCUCCUUUUAUCGGCUUGACACAGGUCAACGCCGAAAUGACAGAGCGUGGCCUCUACAACCAGAUGCUCUUUGUGUACCUUCUCCUUGUCAUCUUUGGCCAAAUCAUCGAGCAGUCUACGCCCAUGUUUAUCACCCAGCGGACCUUGUAUGAGGCUCGAGAGAGACAUGCAAAGACCUACUCGUGGCUCGCUUUUCUCUGCGGGACCAUGACGGCGGAAAUUUUGUGGAACUCGCUCAUGGCUGUCUUUUCUUUCCUUUUCUUCUAUUACCCCUUGGAUCUCUGCCACAACGCCGAGCACACCGGCGCGGCUCACUCGCGCGGCAUCGCCAUUGCCGGAAUCGACACGGCCGAGGUGUCGGGAGGGAUUGUGAACCUGUUUUUCAUUAUGAUGUUUGCCUUUGCUGGCGUCCUCGCCGGCCCCAACGACCUACCCGGCUUCUGGAUCUUCAUGUACCGCGUGAACCCAUUCACCUACAUCGUCGAGGCUUUCGUCGCCACUUCCCUGGCCGACGCGCCAGUAAAGUGUAUCGACACUGAGCUGCUGGCGUUCGAGCCCCCCUCGGGAGAGUCCUGUACCGCCUACUUGGGCCCCUACAUAAGGCAGAAAGGCGGAUACCUGGCCGGGGAGGGCAACGGCAGCUGCAGCUACUGCCCGACGGCCGAGUCCAACUCGUUCCUCACGGCCCACGGCCUCCACUUUGAAGAUUGCUGGAGGGAUUUCGUCCUGGUCUGGGCGUACUGCGUGUUCAACAUCCUCGGGGCCAUUGCCAUGUACUGGCUGCUGCGCGUUCCCAAAGGCAAAAAGGUCAAAUUGUGA